Messenger RNA from Dioscorea cayenensis subsp. rotundata (Guinea yam), 1283 nucleotides. RefSeq names its product FH protein interacting protein FIP2. Gene Ontology annotation, biological process: protein homooligomerization. The transcript has 11 exons. The record is from RefSeq and is a predicted model, not a curated record. Gene Ontology annotation, molecular function: protein binding. Bases 80 to 988 code for a protein of 302 amino acids. Lineage: Eukaryota; Viridiplantae; Streptophyta; Magnoliopsida; Dioscoreales; Dioscoreaceae.
AGAAGACGAGAGGGAGAGGUUUUACUUCUUUGUUCUCCUUCUUUGUUCGGUGGUGGGGGAUCUCUUCGAAGGCUGGCAGAUGGGCUCUAGUGCUCCAUGGUCGUCUUCGAAGGUCCUCCUCGAUAUAGGCGGAAAGAGAUACUCAACAACAGUUGACACACUUACUCAGCGUGAACCCCACUCAAUGCUUGCGGCAAUGUUCAGUGGCCGGCACACAGUGUCUGAAGACCCUGAAACAGGGGUUGUAUUUGUUGAUAGGGAUGGCAAACAUUUCCGGCACAUUUUGAAUUGGUUGAGAGACGGAAUUAUUCCAAUUCUCAUAGAAGCAGAAUAUCAGGAGCUGUUGCGAGAAGCGGAAUACUAUCAAUUACUUGGUUUUGUUGAGCAUAUAAACAUGCAAUUGAAUAGGAAAAAAGAGGAAGAUGGUUCUGGGCCUGAAUUGACGCGCAAAGAUGUUAUCAAGUGCAUACAAUCUGAGAGAGUCAGAUUUCGCGGGGUGAACCUUUCUGGUCUUAAUUUGUCUAAACUUGAUCUUUCAUUUGUCGACUUCAGUUAUGCGUGUAUCCAGAAAACCUGCUUUAGAGGGGCUAAUCUCCAGAAAGCCAAGUUUGGGAAUGUUGAAGGACAUGGAUCUGAUUUUCAAGAUGCGUAUUUGCGUGAAUGUGAAUUUAUCGGUGCAGAUCUCUCUGGAGCUAUACUUGAUCGAGCUAAUCUUCAAAGUGCAAAUCUGCAAGAUGCAUGCUUGAUUGGUGGUAGCUUAUGUGAGGCAGAUCUACGGACAGCUCAUUUGCAGAAUGCGAAGCUUUCUGAUACUAAUCUAGAAGGUGCUAACUUGGAAGGAGCCAAUCUUAAGGGUGCGAAGCUAGGUGGUGCAAAUUUGAACAGGGCAAAUCUUCAGCGGGCUUAUUUGAGAGAUGUUGAUCUCCGAGAUACGCAAAGGGAGGGCGUGAGGCUUAAUGGUGCAAAUCUCCUCGGAGCUAUAAGGUGAUUAUUUCCCUGUCGUUGUGCAUAACUCUUUCAGUGGAAUCGCCCGGGCCAAGCUGCAUAUGCGUGGGAAGGGCACAAUGUGUUAUGUACAGGUUUGAUUGAGAUGAGAUGUUGUUGAUCAUGAUCCACAACACUGUUUAUCUUCCUUGUUUCACUAUGUCCAUAUUUGUGUCUAUAUAUAAUGCCAUGAUUUCCUAGGAGACAUAACUUCUUGUGUAGUUUGUUAAACUCAACUCAACUCAACUCGCAUCUAGUGGUUAUAUUGGAAUUUAUUUAAACCUCUUCUUGUGUUUCAA